AUGUCUCUCUCGGAGCUUCUUAGUUCUCUGGCUGACACUACGGGAAAGCUUCUACUUCCGGACAGCGAGGACUACAAAAUUAUCAACGGCUCAUAUUUCACGGCAUUUGGAAAUGAAAUCAAGCCUUCUUACAUCGCUAAACCAACUAAUGUUGAAGAUUUCUCUAAAUUGAUCAAAAUUUUGCGCCCUCUUCUCAUUCGAGGAGAUUGUCAGAUUGCCGUUAGAGGUGGAGGCCAUACACCAUAUGGGAGUAGCGCUAAUAUUGAAGGUGGAGUCACGGUCGACACACGAGGCCUCAAAGGCAUCACUUUGAGUGAAGAUAAGUCUAUCGUUGAGAUCGCUGCUGGUGAAACAUGGACCACUGUCUACAAAGAACUUGAGAAACAUGGUUUGAGUACAGCGGGUGGUCGAGUAGGAAGAGUAGGGGUGACUGGAUUUGUUCUUGGAGGCGGUCUUUCCUUGUAUUCGACAAGUCGAGGAUUUGCAUGCGACUCUGUGGUCGACUUCGAAGUAGUUCUUGCAUCUGGCGAGGUGGUUCACGCCAAUGCUCGGGAGAAUUCCGAUCUCUGGAUUGCGUUGAAGGGCGGCUUGAAUAACUUUGGAAUUGUUACAUCCUUCAAGAUGAAGACAUUCGAAUCGGGAAAUAUUUGGGGUGGGGCAACAUAUUACAUGCCAGGCACAUAUUCCCAAGUUAUUGAAGCCGCUUGUGACUUGGUCUCUACAGAGACUGAUGAGUACACCCAUGUAAUGUGCAGUGUCGGAUAUGGUUACGGACAUCAGAUAGUAAUCUGUCUUAUGUACCAUACCAAAGGACAAGAGAAUCCCCCAUCUCUCCAGCGAUUUACAUCAAUCCAGCCGCAGGUUGAGCAGAUGAACUCCAUGAAGGUCGGAUCGCACCUUGACUUCUGCGAUGAGCUCUCGGCAUUCACAAGCGACGGAUCCAGACAAUUCUACGCCUCGUGUACCAUUCGACCUGAUGUAGCAUUGAUGACGGCUUUCGAAGUCGAAUGGCAAAAAACACUCGCAACAUUGAAGGAUGCCGAGGGUUUCACCUUCGCAUUCGGCUUCCAGCCAUUAGCCAAAUCACUACUCGAACAUUCCGCUUUGGAAGGAGGAAACUCAACCGGUCUCACCCCAAGCGAUGGUCCGCUAUUUGUUGUCCUCCUCAAUCCUGUCUGGGCUUCGGCUGCCGAUGAUGAGCGCAUGACUAGCGGCGUGACAAAGCUUUUGGCUGAAUUUAGACGACUUGCAUCCGAGAAGGAUUUGCUCCAUCCAUACAUUUUCACCAAUUAUGCUUACAAGACAGAUGAUGUUUUCAAGGGAUAUGGUGAAGAAAGUGUGGCGAAAUUGAAGGAAGCAAGCACGAAAUGGGAUCCUGAAGGAAUCUUCCAAAAGGGCGUGCCUGGUGGCUGGAAAGUUGGCAACCUGUAA
Messenger RNA from Sclerotinia borealis F-4128, 1431 nucleotides. The record is from the annotation of a GenBank genome assembly. Lineage: Eukaryota; Fungi; Ascomycota; Leotiomycetes; Helotiales; Sclerotiniaceae.